Bombyx mandarina (wild silkworm) is the source of this 1434-nucleotide messenger RNA. Its product is annotated as phenoloxidase-activating factor 2-like. The record is from RefSeq and is a predicted model, not a curated record. Lineage: Eukaryota; Metazoa; Arthropoda; Insecta; Lepidoptera; Bombycidae.
GUCGUCAGCGAGUCUCCGUAAAGGUUAGACGUGCAGACGAAACAUUUCAUUAAAAAUACCCAAAAAAAAUAUCCUUAUUUUACGUAAUCAAACAAAAAAAAGUGAUAAUGUGCUAAUUAGUGCAUAGUUUUCGUAAUACAGUGACGUAAAAUUUUGUCGGUUCUCUUUCUCAGAGUGUUUUAAUAAAAGAAGUGCAAUGCGUUCGCUUUUGCUGGCGGUGCUGGUAACAGUCGGUCUCGCCCAGGACACGACCUUAGACCCUGCCUUGCUUCUGAACAUCUUCGGAACGCCCCCCACGCCGGCGAAGCCCGGCACGGGGAACCUGGAAGACAUCAUCGUUAAGCCUACGGAGAGCAACAGCGUGUUUACGGAUAAGAACGGGGAAUCUUGCAAAUGCGUCCCCUACUAUUUGUGUAACAAGAACAAUGAAGGGGUGGACGUUAAUAACGCCAGCGUGACGGGGUGGGGAGUGCUGGAUGUCAGGUUCGGCGAAGAAGACUGCCAAGAGAGCGUGGAGAUCUGCUGCACUAAUCCCAUAACGGAACCCGUGCCAAAGCCGCAGCCGGACCCCUCGAAGUUGAAGGGAUGCGGCUACAGGAACCCCAUGGGGGUCGGAGUGACCAUCACCGGAGGGGUGGGUACGGAGGCUCAGUUCGGCGAGUUCCCCUGGGUGGUGGCUCUGCUGGACGCUUUGAACGAAUCGUACGCUGGAGUAGGAGUCCUGAUACAUCCUCAAGUCGUCAUGACUGGCGCUCACAUCGCUUACAAGUACGCCCCGGGCAAUUUGAGAGCAAGAGCCGGAGAAUGGGACACCCAGACCAUCAAGGAAAUGCUGGACCACCAAGUGAGACUCGUCGAGGAAAUAAUCAUACACGAAGAUUUCAACACGAAAAGCCUCAAGAACGACGUGGCGCUCCUGCGGAUGCACGCGCCCUUCAACCUCGCCGAGCACAUCAACAUGAUCUGCCUCCCGGACCCGGGGGACAGCUUCGACACCAGCAAGAACUGCGUCGCCAACGGCUGGGGGAAGGACGUCUUUGGUCUCCAGGGCAGAUACGCGGUGAUACUGAAGAAAAUCGAAAUCGAUAUGGUGCCGAACCCUCGCUGCAAUUCGCUGCUGCAGCGAACCAGACUUGGGACCAGGUUCCGUCUGCACGACAGCUUCGUGUGCGCCGGGGGACAGGAGGGCAGGGACACUUGCCAGGGCGACGGUGGAGCCCCCCUGGCCUGUCCCAUAGGUGACAGCCGCUACAAGCUGGCCGGGCUGGUCGCCUGGGGCAUCGGGUGCGGGCAGAAGGACGUGCCCGCGGUCUACGCCAACGUGGCCCGCAUGAGGUCUUGGGUCGACCGGAAGAUGAACGCGUGGGGUUACGGAACCACCACUUACACUAUUUAAGACAUUCCCAAAAUAAAAACGUCCGCAAAAUUUUAAAA